Molecule: messenger RNA, 1419 nt
Organism: Bathycoccus prasinos
Lineage: Eukaryota; Viridiplantae; Chlorophyta; Mamiellophyceae; Mamiellales; Bathycoccaceae
Exons: 2
Coding region: 1-1419 (472 amino acids)
Source: RefSeq, a predicted model, not a curated record
AUGCUCUCUCGUCCUCGUCGCGAAACUCCGAGGAGAAGCUCCUCCUCUUUUGUCCUCCUCCUCCUCGCGUUGAUUUUCUUUCACGGAAAUGAUGGAAAUGUCUUCCCUUCGGUCUCCGCCUCCAAGGCAAAAAACAGAGCGGUGCUCCAAGAAAAGUACGGCAUAGACUGCGGGACGCACUGCACGAACGCCGUGGUAAAACUGCACGAAGCGAAGAUUGAACAAGAAAAGCGAUUAAACCACGACAAAGCGGUACUUUCCGGAGCGCACGACGAAGCCGCGGUGAAGCAAUUUUUAAUCGAACAAGCGGUGGUGGAUUCGAGCGAGUUGACGAGUUUAGGGAAGUCGCACACGUGCGUGAUUGAGCGAUAUUCGGCGUACUUUCCCGGGCAGUGCGUGCCGACGCAAGCGAUUAUGGACUAUUUGAGCGGGAAGUUGGUGCCGGAGCCAAACUUGGACGCGAGGAAAGAUCCGGUGCCGUACAUUCCGCCGACGUACGGGGACGUGGAAGCGCACAGAUACGAAGCCGUGCAAGCGUUAGCGGCGUGGCUGAGGUUGUUGCCGUUGGAUAAGUUGACGUCGAGAGUGCAAUAUUUGUUGUUUCCGGCGGAGUUGUGGGACGACGCGAAAUUGCAAAAGUUGCAGUUGUAUAAGGCGCACGUGGGGAAGAUGGGCGUGAACGCGCGAGAGAAGUUGAUUGCGGCACAAAAGGCGUUAGAUACGGGCGAUUUAGAACACGGACAGUUGCCGAGAGCGACGAGAUUAAAGUUAACCGCGCACAUUAGAGCGGCGAGGAUGAUUGGGUACGAGAUUGAAGGCGUGGAUACGGAAGAGUCGGACGAUUCGUUCGCGGAGUUGUUGAGCGAAGAGAGCGGUUUGGACGACGUUUCGAAAGGGAAGAUGUUGGAAGAUCGCAUUCGCGAACAAUUGAAACAACUCGGGCAAAACGUGACCGAGGAGGACAAAUUGCGCAUUAUUCAAGAGGCGGAGGAAGAGGCGGCGAUUGCGCCGGAGAUGUUUGAAGGGAAACAAAAUUUGGGGCAAGCGAUUGGUUCGAUUUUAAGAGAGCACCACGAGUACGUGGUCAGAGGCACGAGAGCGGCGUUGAAAGGCCAAGCGGACGCGAGAGUGGUUGCAUAUUUGUUGUUGACCAUCAUCGUCGUCUCAGUUCCGGUCGUUGCUAUUUUGUUGGCGUUACAAGCGCACAAAGAAAUGUUGGCGAACCAGUUGUUGCCGAAAACGUGGGCGGAGAUGAUCGUACCCAAAAAAUCAACCGAAGACGACUUAGCCGAGGUUGUGGUGAAGGACGAAGCUAAGAACACGGUAAAGAACGUCGGAUACAGACCGGCGAGACAAGUGCCGAUGAUGCCCCAAAACAACAACGUAGCUCAACAACAGCCGCCGCCGCGACGACGAUAA